This is a messenger RNA of Penicillium diatomitis, 885 nucleotides long. RefSeq names its product lipase family protein. NCBI's taxonomy places the organism in Eukaryota, Fungi, Ascomycota, Eurotiomycetes, Eurotiales, Aspergillaceae. The record is from RefSeq and is a predicted model, not a curated record. The transcript has 4 exons. Gene Ontology annotation, biological process: lipid catabolic process. Bases 1 to 885 code for a protein of 294 amino acids.
AUGAUGCUCUUCGGUCAAAGUGGACUUUUGGUGGCUCUUGCAGCGUUGGCGGCUGCCGCGCCGACCCAGCUCGCUCCUCGAGCGGUCUCUUCGGGUACUUUGAAUCAGUUGACCCUCUUCGCGCAGUACUCGGCAGCCUCGUACUGUACGAACAACGUCAACUCUCCGGGAGAUGCUGUCACUUGCUCGGGAGGCUACUGUCCUGCAGUGCAGUCCGCGGGCGCAAAGACUCUGGCCGAGUUUAAUAACGUUCUCGAUUACGGCGACGUGGCUGGCUUCCUGGCCGUAGACAGUGCGAACAAGCUGCUGGUCCUCUCUUUCCGGGGCAGCCGCACGGUCAGCAACUGGAUUGCCAACCUGGACUUUGAUCAAACUGACGCCAGUAGCCUUUGUGUUGGCUGCAAGGCUCACUCGGGCUUCCUUCGGGCCUGGUCGGUUGUUUCGGACGAUGUGAUGCCCGCGCUGACCAGCGCCAUGGCCAAAUACCCGGGCUUCAGGCUGGUCCUGACCGGCCACAGCUUCGGUGGUGCAGUCGCCGCACUUGGUGCCACCGCGCUGCGCAAGGCGGGAUACUCCUUGGACCUGUACACGUACGGUCAACCUCGCGUGGGUAACACUGCGCUGGCCACUUACAUGACCAACCAAGGGAGCCUAUACCGAGUCACUCACUCCAACGACAUUGUCCCCAAGCUGCCUCCCACCUGGCUCGGCUACACCCACGCCAGCCCUGAGUUCUGGAUCACCAGCGGUGACUCUGCCGGGGUGACCGCCAACGACAUCACGCAGAUCAACGGGAUAGGGUCCAAUGCUGGGAAUGCCGGAUCAGAUGGAGAUAGCAUUGCCGCGCACAAUUGGUACAUUGUGAACAUCGAUGGCUGUCAAUAA